AUAACGGGGGGUAACGGGCGGGGGCGGCGGCGCGGAGGGCAGCGGAAGCCCCUGGGCUUAGGAAGAGCCGCCCGAGCCGGGCGGGACCAGCGGGGGAGCCCUGCAGGCCUGCCCGGGCGCGGGGGCCGCUCCCCGGAGGCGCUACCUCAGGGCCCCCCCUCAGGGCUGCGGGAGGCCGCAGGGCCGCCCCCGCCCGGCCCCUCAACGCCGCUGCGCUCCCUCAGGGUCGGCGGGUGAGGGCCGUGCUCAGCGGGGGAGGCUCCAUGCCGAACGGGACAUCCUUGAAGCGUUCCCGGUUCCACUAAUGCCUUGCAGAGCUCUGGCCCUUAGUCCCCUAUGAGUUCAUCAGUGCUGCGUUCUGCUUCGCCCCAGGCAUUUAGCCCCAGUCACAAGAACAGCAUCAUUAAGAGGCAGAGGCAGGAACUCAAGCUUUUAAUUGCAGAACUGAAAGAUCGUGACAGGGAGCUCAAUGACAUGGUGGCAGUGCAUGAGAGACACAUCCAGGCCUGGGAAGAUGAUCGCCAAAAAAUCCUGGCUUUGGCAGAACGCUGCAGCUUAUUAACUAGUGAGCUGAACGAGAAAAAUGCAGUUAUAAAAUCACUGACCAAAAAGUUAAAGGUUUUAGAAACCCAGCAUAAUGACAGUAAGAUAACACUUGAAAACACACAACAGAAGUUCAAAGAGCUCACUCAGAAAGUAACAGAUUCAUCUCUUCAGUGCCAGGCUCUGGAGGAGAAAAAUCAGAGUCUCCACUGCUCUGUUUUGGAGCUGUCUGCUAAAACAGGCCAGCUGCAAGCGAGGGAACAGGAGCUUCUCACAAAGCUUCAGCUGAAGGACAAGGCCUUAAUUGAAACAACUGAUCAGAUUAGUGAGGUUACAUCUAAAUUUAAGACACUGGAGAGUGCACUGCGUGCAGCAACGUUGGAGGAAUUCAGUCGCACCAGAGAGCAGCAGGACCUCAAGCUGACACUGAAGGAUGUCCUGGUUCAAGUAAAUAAGAUGAAAGAUAUCCUCUCUGAAAAGAUGAAAGAAAGCAGCAAUCAGCAGGAAGAAAUCAGCCACCUGAAACACGAAAAUGGCUGCUUGAGGAGUGAGCUGUUACUGGCAGUGGAGGAAGCACAGAGAAAGGAUCAACUUUAUCAGUUUACCAAGUCUAAGCAAGUGAGGAUUGAAAAAGAAUUGUCCAGUUUGCGACAGGUCUGUGUAAAACAGCAGCGGGACUUACACUUCCUUCACAUCAACUUGGACAGCUCUGAUGACUCCAGGCAAAAGCAUGAAAAGGCAGCAAGGGGAAGGAGCACAGGGGCCACACUCUCUGCCUCUGAGAGCCCCAGCGAGACAGACAAGGGUAGGACUGAGGGCAGCCACGGGAUGGAGGAGCGUGGAACUGCACCAGUUCCAGCAAGUAGGGUAAAACCCAGCCCUGAGAUGUGUGAAGUAGAUAAUAGCCAGUUACUGAAUGCUUCAGACUCGGAGGAAACUGCCUCAGCGUCCUUAAACCAGAGUCAAAAAGUUGAGAAAGGCUUGGCCGGCCCUGCGGAAGAAGGAGAAAAGCAGGAUGUUGCAUCAAGCUUUGAUGAGCUAGACAGUGAAAAAUUCCAUGAGGCAAACAACACAAGGCCAUUGAGAAACAGGGAAAUUGGAGAGGAUGGAGUGAAAAGCAGAAACCGAAAAACCUUGGAGGUGCCUUUGCCUUCAUAUGAUCAAUGGCUUAACAUCAAAUCUCGUGCAGAUUUGCAAAGCACAAUGAUCCAGAACAACAUCACGUCUGACAAAACCAAUAAUGACAACAAAACCUGGGAAGACAGGUCUGACAUUGAGCCUGGCCAAAAAAGCAGAGAGACUCCUGUGACCUGCAAGUCUGAAUCUGAUUCCACUAUUUAUAACUUCAUUGUAAAUAAAGGUGAAUGGUGGAAGCCACUGUCAGAUCAGGAAUGGCUGGAGAUUUUCAAACCCAAAAAGAGAGAUAGAAAUGCGUGCCGUGGAAAAGAUUACAGCUGUUUGGGGACUGCACAGAUGAAAUGUACCUGCUCCAAAAGUGAAGGAAACAUGGAUCUGAAUUCCCUGCACGUGCCUUCUCCUCUAUUGACAUCCUCUCAGAAGAGCAACCUGACUCAAAGUUCUGAGGAGUUCUCUGAUGAAGAUUCCCCUCUGGACAUCAGUGACUUGGCAGUGACUAAACCAACAAAGAGAUACUCCGUGAAACCAGACACAAGCUCCCUGUUCUGGAAGCUGGAGCGUUCCCUGGCCCAGUCCCGACAGAUGCUGGCUGAGCUGGAGCGCAGCCUUCUCCACACGAGCCCUUCCUGCAUUGCCAACACCAACAACAUGAACAAGGUGAGAGAACUUGCAGGAACUCUUCACAGAAGCCAGUUACCUGCUGCAGAAGAAAGAGAUGCUAAGCUUCCUUUUUUUCUCUGUGAUGUUCCCUCAGCAUGAAGGUGUUUUCAGCUUGAUCUUUUUUGUUUGCUUCCUUCUUUAUAAAUGCAUCUGCAAUAUUAAUACACUUUAUGGAUUUUUGAGAUGGGCCUGGAACAGGAUUCUAAGUGCAUUUCCAAUAAAACUCUUGUGAGUACUGUAACAGCAAACAGAUACUGAGUCAGCAAGUAGUUCCUUUAGUCAAAUAAUUAAACUUUUCUCAAGCAUGUUCCUCAUUCCCGAGGCAGUGCAGGUCCUGCACUCUCCUUAUUAUAGUUAAAACCCUUCUGUGUGUUACAGAUAACAGGAUCAAGGAUGUGAACAUUGUUGAAUGAGAGAUUGGGAAGUUUUUUCCAGUGCCAAGGCCAAGGGCUGUUUUAGGAUACUGUUCCUGGGCUCAGAGCCCCAAAAGUAGAAUAUAUUGAAUAGAGCUGUUUCAAAAUACCCAGAGCAGCCCUGCCCACAGCAGAUUGGUUUUUUUCUUUUUGAAUCAGGAAAUUUCUCACUCUCUGAUUAUUUGUUCUCCUAUUGUGGCUUGGAUGCUUGCAAUAGGCACCACCUUGUCUGGUUCUAAGGACAAAAGAGUAACCAGAUAUGGUUGAAAUCUUCAACACCACAUGAAACUGAAUAAGGACCAGCAACAAUGAGGAGAAAAACUGGCAAAAAAAGAAAAAAGCAAUCUUCCAGUGCUGACACAACCCAAGUUGGUGCCUGCAAAGGGACGUUACCCCACAGCUGUGGGCUGUGACACUGUGUGACACCAGGUUUCUCAUGUGGGAGCUGUGCUCAGCUCUCUCUUGGCUAUUCCAGCUGCAGUCCCUGAGCUGUUUGUGCCCUGUGGAGCCAAACCUGCUGUGCCCUGGGCAGCCAGGCUGGUUUGCAGCAGCCUCGUGUUCUGCUGGUUCUGGAGACUCUGAGGCUUCUCUCAGAGCCUGUCAGGUCUGCAGAGUGCAGCUGAUGGGGCACUUGGAGGAAGCUGAGUAGCUGCAAUGCCAAACCUCCCUCUGUAAUAUUCCUGUGCACAGAGAGAGCUCUUCUUUUCCUAAAAAGAGCCCUGAGGUAAAAGCAGCCGGGGUUUUAUGGGUUGAAGGCAGCACUCUGACUUGCAUCCUGAAACCACUGAUGUUACAAAGCUUCAGGAGCAAAUCCCCAAAAGUGCUGAGCCCCGUGCUGAGGCAGCAGAGUGGGGAGAGCACGCUGAGCCUACAGAAAUAAUCACAUUUGCCUCAAGUGAGAAAGAGCUGGUGGAACAAACACCACAAUCCACUGUAGAUCCAUGACAAGAAUGAGUGGCUCUCCAAGCCACUGCCUAAUGCACUUCUUUUCAUUUUCUUUUUAUGUUAAAAAGCACUGAAUCACUAUGAUCAGUUAGGUCAGAAGAUGUGAAGCAGAACAGGUCCAGAAAUAACUAAACAUUUGUGCAGUUUCAUAUACAGAAGCGAUUGAAUUGAUUUUGGUUGUGUUUGUUUGGUUUUAAAUUGCUUUGAAACUCAUUUGAGGGCAGGUGCACUGACAAACAUCAGGGCAAUUUCCUCCCUGGCUGCCAGUGAUUUAGCCAUUCUCAUCAGUCACUUGCUUUUCCUCUAGAGAGAGUUUGGGUGGGGGGGAGUUGAAGAACUCAGGAGGAAAGCAGUGAGUAAAAGUGCUAUAUUCAGUUUUGGACACAGCAGCAUGUGCCACUGCUCAAAAGUGGUGACUCAGUGGCUGGCCUGGGGCACAAAGAUCACUCCUUUCCUCCAAAAAAAGAAAGAUUUUAUUUCCCAACACCCUGUGGUGGCCCUGAGACCGUUGCCUUUCUGUGAAGUACUUUGUUUACCUUUUCCUCUCUAUAUUUUUACUCUAUGUUCUUACUCUGUUUGCAGUGUGCAAAUGCGUGUAGUAAAUUCCUGUAAGUGUGGUUGCUUCAGAUAUUUCAGAGGAAAUGUUCCUGCUUAAUAAAAAUCUUUCCCA
Messenger RNA from Prinia subflava (tawny-flanked prinia), 4368 nucleotides. RefSeq names its product coiled-coil domain containing 62 (gene CCDC62). The record is from RefSeq and is a predicted model, not a curated record. Lineage: Eukaryota; Metazoa; Chordata; Aves; Passeriformes; Cisticolidae.